ACAACAGUACAGAGUAUCAGACACCACGAUGAAGAAUUUGGCGAUUCUCUUUCUGAUUGCGACAGUGCUGCCCUCUGUCUGGACGAGAUCUCAUAAAGAAGCAGACGACAUUUUGGUUGAACGAGGAGACGACUUGGACAUCACCAGCCUAUCAGAAGAUGAAUUGAAGCAGUUUGUCGACGAAGCCCGUGAAAGCCUGAAAAGAGCUGCUGAGGAACUCUUUGACGACGAAGCGGUGCAAUCACAGACACCUGACAAACGGCAGAGGUUACCGCCCAGUCCUAAGUUCCCUGUCCCCAAGUUCAACUUCAAACCACCACCACCAGUUCCCAAGAUACCGUUCAAAACUAACUUCAACUUAGGAAAGGGUUUUAAAUUGGGAACCAACGGAUUAUCGUUCCAGCGAGGAAAUUUCAGAGCAAACCUGAAACCAACGUUUUCAUUUGGGAAAUCCGGACUUAAAUUCACUGGCGGGCAAUUUAGAAUCGGAUAUAGGUUCGGUUAAAAGAACGUUUGUAUCAUGGAAAAAGAUGAUUUAAAAAACAAGUAUUCAAAAUAAAUCUGAUUAUUAUAACAAUUA
Gigantopelta aegis is the source of this 580-nucleotide messenger RNA. RefSeq lists its product as uncharacterized. Lineage: Eukaryota; Metazoa; Mollusca; Gastropoda; Neomphalida; Peltospiridae. The record is from RefSeq and is a predicted model, not a curated record. Bases 29 to 505 code for a protein of 158 amino acids. The transcript is spliced from 3 exons.